This is a messenger RNA of Brachypodium distachyon (stiff brome), 2454 nucleotides long. RefSeq names its product phosphatidylinositol/phosphatidylcholine transfer protein SFH8. Lineage: Eukaryota; Viridiplantae; Streptophyta; Magnoliopsida; Poales; Poaceae. The record is from RefSeq and is a predicted model, not a curated record. The coding region runs from base 237 to 2111 and encodes 624 amino acids. The transcript has 14 exons.
UACUUGUCUCAAUUCCCCACUUCGCCUCCUUCGAUCCUUUCCCAUCCCCGCAAAAGGCAUUGAGAAGGAAGGUGACCUCUCUUGCCCUGAACGCUGCGCUGCACACCACCGUGCCGCGUCCCGCCCGCGUCUCCGAGUUCCCGGCCGUCGCCUCCUCCCGCGGGGUCACCGUACGACUGAGGCGCGAUCAGGCCGCCGCGUCUUGCCGCCCGACGGGGAGAAGGAGGACGGGGGAUAUGUCGGGGUCCCUCGAUCGGUUCGCCAGGCCAUCUGUGCAAUUAUCAGGUCUCGAGGGUUCAUCUAGUCAUGAUGAACGGAGAGAACGGAAAUCAGAUGUGGACAACUCUGACGAUGAUAGAAGAACGAGAAUGGGGUCCCUUAAGAAGAAGGCCAUAAAUGCUUCUAAUAAAUUCAAGCACUCCUUAAAGAAAACGAGCAGGAGAAAGAGUGAGAGUCGAGGACACUCUAUUUCCAUUGAAGAUGUGAGGGACUUUGAGGAGCUACAAACAGUCGAUGCAUUUCGCCAGUCAUUAAUAUUAGAUGAAUUGUUACCUGCAAAGCAUGAUGACUAUCAUAUGCUGUUACGAUUCUUGAAGGCGAGAAAGUUUGACAUUGAGAAAGCAAAACGUAUGUGGGCGGACAUGCUUCUGUGGAGGAGAGACUUUGGUGCUGACACUAUAACAGAGGAUUUUGAGUACAAAGAAUUAGAUCAAGUCCUGGAAUACUACCCUCAUGGCUAUCAUGGUGUUGAUAAAGAAGGAAGGCCUGUUUACAUUGAAAGGCUUGGAAAAGUUGACCCUAACAAGCUCAUGCAUGUAACUACUAUGGAGCGCUAUGUCAGGUACCAUGUGAAAGAGUUCGAAAAGAGUUUCUUGAUCAAGUUCCCAGCCUGUUCAAUUGCAGCAAAGAGGCACAUUGAUUCAAGUACAACAAUUCUAGAUGUGCAAGGCGUGGGCUUGAAAAAUUUCAGUAAGACUGCAAGAGAUCUGAUGAUGAGGCUACAGAAGGUUGACAAUGAUAAUUACCCUGAGACAUUGCAUAGAAUGUUCAUUGUCAAUGCUGGACCAGGCUUCAGGAUGCUAUGGAGCACUGUCAAGUCCUUCCUUGAUCCAAAAACAACUUCAAAGAUACAAGUCCUUGGAGCUAAGUAUCAGAACAAGUUACUUGAAAUAAUUGAUGCCAAUGAAUUACCAGAGUUUCUUGGUGGCUCUUGUACUUGUUCAGAGCUUGGAGGAUGCCUUAAAGGUGAAAAGGGGCCUUGGAUGGACCCAGAAAUUUUAAAGAUGGUCAUUAGUGGAAAAGUCCGACGUAAGAGGCAAGUUGUAUCAGUUUCCAAAGACGACGAGAAAGUACUAUCAUAUGACAAGUCACAACACCUAGCUACAAAGGCUAGUGACACCUCAACUGUUGAAUCUAGUUCUGAAGUUGACGACAUUACAUCUCCAAAGGCAAUAAGGACAUACAUCACGGAUGCCAAGCUGACACCACUUUGUGAAGAAGCUAAACUGAGGAGGGCUCCAAGUAUUUCUGCUAAUCAUUGUGAGUAUGAUGUAUGUGUUCCAGUGGUUGACAAGGUUGUGGAUCGAAGUUGGAAGAAAGAAAACGGGCCAUGCUUCACUGAGGCAGAAGAAUCUCCAGUGAAUCUUCAUGCUCGAGCAACUGCAUGGCUUAUGGCAUUUGUGAUGAUGGUUUUCACGCUAGUCCGUGCAUUCUCGAGCCGCCUUGCAAAGAGGUCACUGGAUAAAAGUUCGGAAGUAGAUGACAACUAUUCUAUGUAUUCUCUGGAUUACUCAACAACUAAAGAAGAAUUUCGGCCACCUUCACCUGCUCCUGGAUUUACAGAGGCAGAUGUUCUUUCAUCUGUCCUGAAGAAACUUGCACAGCUAGAAGAGAAGAUUGAUGUUCUUCAGUUGAAACCAUCAGAGAUGCCAUCUGAAAAGGAGGAGUUGCUUAAUGCUGCUGUACGUCGGGUAGAUGCGUUAGAGGCUGAACUUAUUGUGACUAAGAAGGCUCUGUAUGAUGCUCUUAUGAAGCAGGAAGAAUUGCUUGCAUUCGUCGACCGCCAAGAGUUUGCUAAGUUUGAGAAGAAGAAGAAGAAAUUUUGCUUCUGAGUAUACUAUGCGAUGCAGUUACCUGCAAACCGCUGGAGAGUAAAUAUUUUGAUGUGCAACAACUCUUGAAUAGUUUUCUUAGCAAUACGUUACUCGGCUUCGGUCAAAAUACGUUACUACUGCGCUGCAGGGGCAGCAUGUAAAGGCUUCUUCCAAUACAUCUGUACAGUUGAAUCCACCUAGUUUAUAUGAGAUUCAAAGAAUGUCAAGUUGGUGUGCUCUAGCUUUUCAAGCGCGUGCUGAGUUAGGCUCUCCCUGCCAGCGCCAUCAUACGCUUUGUAUCAAUCUGUUCUUUCCUGGAUAUUCAUUGUGCGGGUUGAUGGAACGCUUGAAAUAUUCAGAA